Aspergillus aculeatinus CBS 121060 is the source of this 750-nucleotide messenger RNA. Its product is annotated as F-box protein. The record is from RefSeq and is a predicted model, not a curated record. The transcript has 2 exons. Gene Ontology annotation, molecular function: protein binding. Bases 1 to 750 code for a protein of 249 amino acids. NCBI's taxonomy places the organism in Eukaryota, Fungi, Ascomycota, Eurotiomycetes, Eurotiales, Aspergillaceae.
AUGGACAAUCCAAGCUCCCCGACUAAGGGCCUCUUUGAACCGAUCUCCCAACCCGUCCCAAGCGAUCUGAUACAGAAUUCACAUCGAAUGGCUCACAGGGCCUUCCGUAUCCGCGAGAUCCUCGAAAUGAUCCUGCUGGGCCUGGACAUGAAGACCCUGCUCCUUUCGACGCGAGUCUGUCGCGCGUGGAACGCCCUCAUCCGAUCCUCCCCCAGCAUCCAGAAGGCACUAUUCUUCCGUCCCGCCGAUCCUGUCCCCGGGCAGGCCAAAGCCAAGAACCCCCUCGUGGAGGAAAAGAUCGACAAGGCCUAUCUCCGCCCCGAGGCCAGCUGGCGCCGGAUGCUGCUCCAGCAGCCCCCGACCUCCUUCGUGUAUGAUCGGAAUCUCGUCAAAGUAUACUUGCCCCGCGACCGCAUUUCGGAUCCUGGAGGCAUGGGUUGCAUACCGGCCGGGGACUUUGUUCGACUGCAGCAUGUGGCGGCCUAUGUUCAUUCCGGGUUCCUCUUCCCCGGCGUAUAUCCGUCGAUGUUCUGGGCAGAUGGUCCAGCCGUGCGGUCGGUUCGUCGCACGGUGAAAGCCGGCUUUUUCCUCCGGCACUACCAGGAACAUGACUUCGUUGUCAUCACGCAAAGCCUGUUCUGGGCUCAUCACCCGUCCGUAAUUCUGCCGCCCUUGGACCGGGUCGCGUUACGUGCGCCGGGCGUUUGGAAGCGGGUGAUUAACCCUCUGCUCGGCAGCACUGACCCGUAG